UCUGAAGUGUAAGCAACACAACAGUGCGCCCAGCAACGCAAGCGAGUUUUUUCAUCGUUUUCUCAAGCAAAUCACAAUACAAUAAAAAGUUCGAUUUUUUUAUUUUGUAUCAGCGUGUAUUACUAUUAUUAUCUGUCUGAGAGUCAGUCGGCGCGCACGCGUUAACCACGACUAACGGCAAAAAUCUAUCACACUUCUGAUUUCUUGAUAGCAUAUCAGCCAAAGCAAGGCAUUUUCUUAAGACGCUUGAGGCAUUCAUCAUCGACAAUCAACAAUACACAUGAAAAUACCGCGCGCUUAAACUCCACCGGAAACAGCAUAAAUGAGUAAUUAACGGUAGACAAACGAGCGACCAGGCACAGCAACAACAUUAACGCACAUAUAUAGACAAAAGCAUAACAGUAGCAACAAAAUGGAAGGCAUAAAUGCCGACAGUAGCAAUUUCAAUGGUAUGUCCAAGAUUAACAAAACUCUCGACGACAGCCACGCAAAUAUGAACAUGCAAAUCAACAGCAACAACAUGAGCAGUGACGACAUGAUUCGGCAAUCCGAAUCGCCUGCACGCACAAUCGAUUCGCACGACUCUACUGUCGACAGCAUGGACACGAUUGUUGAUCGCAGCAUGAAUCGCGAGGAGCUCAUGCACGCCGCCAUCGAGCAGAGCAUGAAUACGACAAAUGCCCAACAUGACAGUCUCACAAAUUCACAAAAGUCUAUAUUACAACAAAAUAGCAGUGAUACUGAUGAGCGGCAACACCAACAACGGCAACAGUUGCAGCAACAAAAGCAAGCAGAUACACAAAGUCACAUCUACUCAAGUCCUGUUUACGAUCAGAAACCGCCACUAAAAUUAACAGCGGCUACAUUGGUCGCUUCAGUGACAGCCAACAGCACAGAUAAUGGCAAUCGUGUUGGUGAUGUCGAUGACACCAAGAAGCCGCAAUUGAUGACACACGAGCAAUUCCAACAGCAGCUGCAGGCGGCCAUCACUUCGCGCGCAAAUACACUCGAUUCACGUAUUAGCAAGAAACAGCGUUUUCCACCCGAAUUGAUUAAAAUCAAAGACUGCGAUGGUAGCUCAUCGAAUUCGGCGAAAGCGGCGAAAUAUCAAAGGCGCGCCAAAUCUAGCGCCGACUGUUGUUCAGCGUUUCCAUGGCAAAUCGUUUUGGGCACAUUACAGCUGAUGUUGGCCAUCACAUUGGUGGCGCUUGGUUCGCUUUUGAUUGUACGUGAAGCAGCCCUCUCCACUGCUGGCUGUGGUAUUUGGACUGGCCUGGUGGCGGCGAUUACAGGUUCAUUAGGUGUGGUUAGUAUACGCAAGACACAGACAGCCUUCUUGGCCUUAAGUUUAGUUUGCAUUGCUACGAGUACACUAGCGUUAGCCGUUUCCGGUGUAGGCCUUUCAAGGGAUGUGAAUCGCAUCGAAGAAAAGUUUGACUUAUUGAAUGCAAACAGUGAAAUAUCUGCUGCUUCCGGUCUAAUUUUGACGCUGUUCUUGCACUUUGUUGUUAGCAUUGUUUCGGUAUACAGAUGUGCGUUGCAGAUAUGCUCAAGAAAUGAAAGUGCUGAACUGCAUGAUGUCAUCAUUAAAUCGAGAACUCAAGGAGUUGCUUUGGAUCAGGAAAAAGUGGACCAGUAUAUCAAGGCCAUGUCUCUAAAUGGAAGUGAGAAGGAAAAUGCCGAGAAACUGGCUGCAAUGUGGAUGUAUGCGGCUCAAAUGGGAAGCUCACGAAAUUUGGCGCCAACCGGCGGAAGUCGUCCCGUAAUGCUGAUACCAGCUGGAAGCACAACAAUGCUGUCCACACCACCACCACCCGUACCACCAGUACCCGGUACUAUGGUCGUACCUGGCUUACCUUAUCGUCCGGGCAUGACUUACACUCUGCCCUACGUGCGUCCUGGCUCCGUCAUUUAUGCACCAACAGGUAGCGCACCCAACGGCACAUAUCGCACUCAUAAAAGCAGCAAAACAACCGGACCUCCACAUCGACGCCGCCGUCAAGGACCACCACCACUACGUUCAGGAAAAAUGGAUGCCAAUCGGCGCCAACGUCGCAAGUCCGAAGCAGAUGUCAUCGACAAUGAAGCUUUUCAGUAUACAGGGUUAGAUCGCGAUAUUGCCGAUAAUUUCUUGGCGCGUCAAGAGCAAACGAAUAGUCAGCCGGGCAGCCAUGUAGACUAUUCAUCUUCAUCGACGACGGCUAGCGAGACGUAUGGCAAGCAGCGUUCUCGCUCGUCGUCCAAGACGAAGAUUGUUUGUCGUGAUGUGGUGAUGUAGUAUAGAGGCGUUGCCGAGGAAAGAGUGGAGGGAUUCGAGUCAUUCUGACGGAUUAUUGUGCAUUGAUCCGGGGAACCAUUUAACGAAAACUUGAUACAUACACUUAACUGUAAUAAAUAUUGUAAUAUUUGUAUGUCUUAUCUCGUAUUUGCUAUUGUAAAUAACUCUGUACUUAACAUAAACUUAUUAUUUAGUUUAUUCAACUUUGUAUCUUUGCUCCCGGGCAAAUAGCACAUUUUGUAUGUUGCACACUAAUUGUAGGUUUCAAAUAUUGAUAUAAAAAUAUAUGUAUAUUAGAAAAACGCCAA
This is a messenger RNA of Ceratitis capitata (Mediterranean fruit fly), 2586 nucleotides long. RefSeq lists its product as uncharacterized. Bases 413 to 2278 code for a protein of 621 amino acids. Gene Ontology annotation, cellular component: membrane. Lineage: Eukaryota; Metazoa; Arthropoda; Insecta; Diptera; Tephritidae. The transcript is spliced from 7 exons. The record is from RefSeq and is a predicted model, not a curated record.